Messenger RNA from Sardina pilchardus (European sardine), 3002 nucleotides. RefSeq names its product mitogen-activated protein kinase kinase kinase 12 (gene map3k12). The transcript is spliced from 13 exons. Bases 17 to 2944 code for a protein of 975 amino acids. Gene Ontology annotation, molecular function: ATP binding; MAP kinase kinase kinase activity. Gene Ontology annotation, biological process: JNK cascade; protein autophosphorylation. Gene Ontology annotation, cellular component: cytoplasm. Lineage: Eukaryota; Metazoa; Chordata; Actinopteri; Clupeiformes; Clupeidae. The record is from RefSeq and is a predicted model, not a curated record.
AUGAACACAGCUCCUGAUGGCCUGCAUCCAUGACACCCGCGCCCCGUCGCCCUCCCUGUCCGGCUUCAGCACCCCCAUCUCGGAGCCCCCUUUCCGACGGCUGGACGCCGAGACGCCCGCCUGCACCCCGGAGACCGACCUCACGCCCACGCAGUGCGUCCUGCGCAACGUGCUCUCCAUCGACACCGGCGCGCCACCAGAACCCGGCGGGGGCGGAGGGGGUGGAGGCGGCGGCGGCGGUACCGGACACAGCCCGACGCCCAGCGACGAGCCGCCCGAGCACUUUGCCAACAGCGUGCUGAAGCUCCACGAGCACGACCACGGCUGCCCCGGCGCCGCCGGCGCGGAGGGCCAGCGCUGCACUCAUGGCGACGACAUCCGGCUCCAGUGCCAGUCCGGCGGAGGAGGAGGCUUCCUGGAGGGACUGUUUGGAUGCCUGAAGCCUGUGUGGACUAUGAUUGGCAAAGCCUACUCCACGGAGCACAAACACAACUACGAAGCGCUCUGGGAGGUUCCGUUCGAGGAGAUCUCGGACCUGCAGUGGGUGGGAAGUGGGGCCCAAGGAGCCGUCUUCCUGGGGAAGUUCCACGGAGAGGAGGUGGCUGUGAAGAAAGUGAGGGACAUCAAGGAGACCGACAUCAAGCACCUGCGCAAACUCAAACACCCCAACAUCAUUACCUUCAAGGGCAUCUGCACUCAAGCUCCAUGCUACUGCAUCAUCAUGGAGUACUGCGCCCAGGGGCAGCUGUACGAGGUGCUGCGGGCGGGCAGGAAGAUCACCCCCUCCCUACUGGUGGACUGGGCCAUGGGCAUCGCUGGGGGCAUGAACUACCUGCACCUCCACAAGAUCAUCCACAGAGACCUCAAAUCACCCAAUAUGCUGAUCACAUAUGACGACCUGGUGAAGAUCUCAGACUUUGGAACCUCGAAGGAGCUGAGUGACAAGAGUACCAAGAUGUCUUUCGCUGGUACGGUGGCCUGGAUGGCACCAGAGGUCAUACGAAAUGAGCCAGUCUCGGAGAAAGUAGAUAUAUGGUCAUUUGGCGUGGUUCUGUGGGAGAUGCUGACGGGAGAGGUUCCAUAUAAAGACGUGGACUCCUCUGCCAUCAUCUGGGGUGUGGGCAACAACAGCCUGCAACUGCCAGUUCCUGAGAGCUGCCCGGACGGCUUUAAGAUUCUCCUCAAACAGUGCUGGAACUGCAAGCCACGAAACAGACCUUCCUUCCGGCAAAUUCUGCUCCAUUUGGAUAUAGCCUCCGCCGACGUCUUGUCCACUCCACAGGAGACAUACUUCAAAUCACAGGCGGAGUGGAGGGAGGAGGUGAAGCAGCACUUUGAGAAGAUCAAGUCGGAGGGGACAUGUCUGCACCGAUUGGAUGAGGAGCUCAUCAUCCGGCGUCGAGAAGAGCUCAGGCAUGCCCUGGACAUCCGUGAGCACUACGAGCGGAAGCUGGAGCGCGCCAACAACCUGUACAUGGAGCUGAGCGCCGUCAUGCUGCAGCUGGAACUCAAAGAGAAGGAACUCCUCAGGAGGGAGCAGUCGUUGGAUAAGAAGUACCCGGGUCUCUUCAAGCACCACAGCAGCAGACAGAGCGGCUCCUCCAACUCCAUGGAGAAGCUCAUUAAGAAGCGCAACGUGCCUCAGAAGCUCCCCUCCCACAGCAAGAGGCCAGACCUGCUGAAGUCCGAGGUGAUCCUGCCCAAGCUGGACUCGUCCAUGACGCAGGUGACCAUCCCCUCCUGCCCCAACAAAGGCUCCACCUCGCCCGGCCGCUCCCGCCGCGGGAAGCCCCGCUACCGGAAGGCGGGCAAGGGCAGCAGCGGGGACCUGGCGGGCCUGAAGGCCACGCUGUCCACGUCCCUCCGCGACACCUUCAACACGGCCUCCACCGGCGGCGGCGGAGGUGGUGGUGGUGGUGGAGGUGGAGGUGGUGGCAACAACACCAGCUCCCCGAUCAGCAGCAAGCAGCACCUGGACCCCAGCGCGGCCCUGCGCGGCCUCCAGCACGACCUGCUGCUGAAGAAGAUGUCCUCGUCCAGCCCCGACCUCAUCUCCACCACGCUGGAGGCCGAGGGCAGGGGGCGAGGGCGCGAGGAGGCCGGCGACGGCCGGGCGCUGCCCGAGCUGGACCAGGGCGGCAUGGGCGCCUUGGGCGGGCUGGGCGGCGACGGCGCCGACCCCGGCGUGGGCACGGACGACCUGACGGAGACGCCGCCGCGGAGCGACACGCCCAGCGAGGACGCCAACUCCAUCCCGUUCUCCAGCAGCCCCGACUCGCCGUGCGGGAGGGGCGCGGCGGCCGGGCGCGGCUCGGGCCUGGGCUCGCCGCGGCUACAGGACGGCGAGGACAAGGAGGAGGCCGCGGGCAUGAUCCGCUCGCCCCGCGGGGGCACCUCACACCUCACCCCGGCCGCCAUACUGUACAGGGCCGCCGUCACACGCAAGCAGAGACGAGGAGUGUCCUCAGAAGAGGAGGAGGGGGAGGUAGAUAGCGAAGUGGAGUUGCCAAGGAGACGGCGGCCGGUGAGCAUGACAAAGUGUCAGUCCGUGUCGACCUUCAGCUCGGAGAACCUGUCCGUGUCGGACGGCGAGGAGGGCAACACCAGCGACCACUCGCACAGCGGCACGCCCGACGUGGUCAGCACCAACACGGACGAGAGGCUGGACGACAAGAGCGACGACCUGCUCUCCCAGGGGUCCGAGAUCCCCGCCGACCCGGCCGACCCCUCCGACCCCGCCGACGCCGUGGACCCUGGCCAGGGCUCGGACGGGCUGUCCGAGAAGGAGGCGGCCCUCAGGCACGUCCGGACGCAGCUCAACUGCUACGAGAACCAGGCUCUCUAUGACGACUCGGACUGUGACAGCGCUGAGCUGGACCACUCGGGCAGCGCCGAGCCCAGCGGCAGCAGAGUGCCCAGCACCUGGGAGGAGCCGCAGGCCUGAGGCGCCCUGGACACGACGCAGGACGGGGGGAUGGAGAUGGACACGCUCCUGCAAAGCC